Messenger RNA from Thamnophis sirtalis, 2343 nucleotides. Lineage: Eukaryota; Metazoa; Chordata; Lepidosauria; Squamata; Natricidae. The record is from RefSeq and is a predicted model, not a curated record.
GAGAUGGGCACUGCCCCCUAGAGUCGGGAACGACUAGUACACAUGUGCAAGGGAAACCUUUACCUUUACCUAUGCUUUUUCCUCAGGGUAAAUGGGCUUGAAAAAGGAGCCCAAAGAGAUGAUUAUGUUUAUUCCAGUCUGUUUUUUUUCCCAAUCCUGGAAACAUCAUUUAUUAAUUUUUAAAAACUCAUCCUAUUCACAUCAUUUCUUCCACUUAUAAGGGGGAUGGGAAGAGGCCCACAGGAUUCUUAUUAGAAUUGUAAUCCUUAAAAUCAUUUUGUAUUGUUCUUUCAUCUCUGUUAGAAUGGGAGGGAAGUAUUGCUUUGCUUGUAGCCAGAAAAAAUCAGUGGUCUUUUUUUUCUUGGAUUCCUGAGUGUCAUAUUUCACCUGAGUCCUUUUACUCUGCCAUCUUAUUCUUCCCCUCUGCUGUUAAUUAAAGGACCUCUUUGGAGUCUGAAUUUAGGUGGCAAGAGAAGAUGGUGACAGCCAAUGGGGCCCUUUGGGGUCGUUUACAGAAUUUGCAGGGCGCCCUGGGUUUGGUUGGAAUAUAACAACAUCUGUUUUUUUGGCUGCUUCUGCUUUGCUCCCGUUUGAGCUUUGGGUGAGGGUUGGCCUAUGUCCCUCUGGCAUACGAGUGCCCCAUGGUUGGAACUUGCCUGAGACUGGCUGCUUCCUCCCCGCUGGUCCCCCCUCUGUAGGGAGGGGCACCUGUUCUUGGUGUGUGCCCCCCUUCCCUUGCUUGUGUUGUGUCCUGCAUCGUAUGUCCUAUGGGGCGAGUUUUCGGAGGUGAUUUCAGCUUAGCUGCCUUAAGUUUAAAGUAACAGGCAAAAAAGGGACCUGCUUCUUCUCUGUGACUGCUGCUGCUGCUGUUGUUGUUGUUGUUUUAAUUUUGUUGUAACUCUGCCAGGUGAAAGGGAGCUAAAUUUGCUUUAAGAUAUUUUUUGUUUUGUUUUGUUUCCUUGUCCUUGAUAACCACCUUCAUACCAAAUCUUUUUUUUUUGCACUUCUGUUAGGAAAGUCCUCCUUCCCCUUGAGGUUAAGCCCUGGGCCUCCAAAAGUGUGUUACCCUCACGUUGAGGCUAAGACAUUAAUUUAAAUGGCGACUGAGCUGUCUGAAGCCGAUCCCGCACACCGUAAGGCAGUUCCACUCUUAACAGGAGCUCCCCUGGACAAGUUGAGUGAGACAGUCGAAGAUAGAGCCAUGCCGAUCCGCCGAGCGGUGAAUGCUUCUUCUCGGGAAACGCCUCCCAAAAGCAAGCCUGCUGAAGCCGAGGAAACGAAGCCAGAACCGGAUGUCAGCUCGGAAGAAUCCGCCUCCACCGUGGAGGAACAAGAGAAUCAGGUGCCCCCGGCUGCCCCUGCUGAGACAGAGCAGCCAAAGGAGGCCGAGGAGGAGAAGGCAGAUGUGAAGCCUGCUGAGGAAGCCAAGAAGGAGGAGAAGGAUCCAGAGAAAGAGAAGGAGAAAGAGAAGAAAGUGAAGAAGACCAUUCCCGCCUGGGCCACACUUUCAGCCAGCCAGUUAGCCAGAGCGCAGAAACAGACGCAGAUGGCAGCUUCCUCUCGUCCCAAGAUGGAUGCCAUUUUGAUCGAAGCAAUCAAAGCGUGCUAUCAGAAAGGCGGGGCAUCAGUGGUCGCCAUCCGAAAGUUCAUCAUCAGCAGAUACCCUUCGCUGGACCUGGAGCGGAGGGGGUACCUCUUGAAGCAGGCCCUGAAGAGGGAGCUGGAGCGGGGUGUCAUCCGGCAGGUGAAAGGGAAAGGAGCGUCUGGAAGCUUUGUGGUGGCCCCCAACUCAGGGAAAACAGGCUCCAAGGCCAAAGACCGGAAGCGGAGCUUGUCGGCCUCCAGCGCAGAGCAGCACGUGAAGCUGGAGGACAUUCUCCCGCUGGCCUUCACCCGCCUCUGCGAGCCCAAGGAGGCCUCCUACAGCCUGAUCAAAAAAUAUGUCUCCCAAUAUUACCCCAAGCUGAAGGUGGACAUCCGGCCCCAGCUGCUGAAGAACGCCCUGCAGCGGGCGGUGGAGAAGGGCCAGCUGGAGCAGAUCACGGGCAAGGGGGCUUCCGGCACUUUCCAGCUGAAGAAGUCGGGGGAGAAGCCGUUGCUGGGCGGAAGCCUGAUGGAGGACGCCAUCCUUUCCGCCAUCGCAGCCAUGAACGAGCCCAAGACCUGCUCCACCACCGCUCUCAAGAAAUACGUCCUGGAGAAGCACCCUGGCACAAACUCCAGCUUCCAGGUCCACCUCUUGAAGAGGACUCUGCAGAAGUGCGAGAAGUAUGGCUGGAUGGAGCAGAUCUCCGGCAAGGGCUUCAGUGGCACCUUCCAGCUGUGUUUCCCCUACUACCCAAG